Microsporum canis CBS 113480 is the source of this 1164-nucleotide messenger RNA. RefSeq lists its product as hypothetical. The coding region runs from base 1 to 1164 and encodes 387 amino acids. The transcript has 2 exons. NCBI's taxonomy places the organism in Eukaryota, Fungi, Ascomycota, Eurotiomycetes, Onygenales, Arthrodermataceae. The record is from RefSeq and is a predicted model, not a curated record.
AUGAACAAGAGAAAAGCAGACGAUAUCGUCGUCCCUGAUAUUGCAGAAGAUGCAGCUGAACGGAAAAGAGUGCUUAACGUGCUGGCACAGAGGAGAUACAGGCAGCGAAAGCGAGAGCAAUUAGCUGAGCUUAAAGCGAAGGCCAAACAUGCAAAAAGCAAGGCCCCAGAGUCAAUCGAGCAUGCUGCAUCUCCUAGAUUUGAGUCUUCACAAAACCAGGAGCCAGUAAACUUACCAGUCGUGGUUGAAGAACAAGUUCCAACGCCUCCGGAGAUAGACUAUGAAAUCCCACCGACAUUCGAUGGUGUGCCAUCAUCAUUUGGAGAUAUCUUCAAUCCACAUGGUAAUCCUGUUGAGACAGACGGAGAGUCGGCUCUACUUGGUCUAGACAGCAUGCCGGAAUUCAACUUUGACACUUCAUUUUUAUCUGCGAUGGGGAUAGAAACGCCUCCGCUAGACCUCCCUUCACCUCCAUCGGAUGACCACCUCAUGCCCUCAUCACGUACCUCGCCCAGUCUCUCUAUGCUCUCUCUCCAGUUCCUCGCAAAUCAACCCCAGGAUGAUACCCAGCCACUUUCCUCCGCCUUACAAUCAUUCCAGUCAUCCAACUUUACGUUUCCGGACGAUAAAAUCCUCGACGUGCCGCCGUUAACUCUCCUGCGGGCUAUGCUCACCAUUGCGACUCGGCUGAAUCUGACAGACCAUAUCUGGAAUAUCACAGGUAUAAGUCCGUUUUAUACGGGUUCGACUGACAUCGAUGUCAAUGGAGCCCAGCCCCGGCUAUCUUUAAACUUGGAAGAUAUCCCGAAAAAUUUCCAACCGACGCCCACCCAACGGCUGGUUCCACAUCAUGCCCUCCUGGACCUGCUGCCAUGGCCCAGUGCGCGGGAUAAAUUGAUCCAGGUAUUUAGCUUGCCAGUACAGUUACGUCCUCCAGCUGCCGCGGACCCGAUGGGACUGAUGGGCCUGGUAUACGACAUUGAAGAUGCUGGUGAAGGACUCAGAGUCAGUGGACCAGAUCCGUUCUCAUCUGAGAUGUGGGAAGUCGGGCAGCUCGUCUUCCAGCGCUGGUGGUGGGCAUUUGAAGGUAGCAUAGUGGAGAGGAGCAACCGUCUACGAAGCGAAAGGGGGGAGCAAGGGCUGAUACUUGGAGAUGUGCCAUGA